Messenger RNA from Procambarus clarkii (red swamp crayfish), 4658 nucleotides. RefSeq lists its product as uncharacterized. Lineage: Eukaryota; Metazoa; Arthropoda; Malacostraca; Decapoda; Cambaridae. The record is from RefSeq and is a predicted model, not a curated record. Gene Ontology annotation, molecular function: zinc ion binding.
GAUCUUCGACAAUCCACCGCCUUCCCAUCAUCGUCGAAGCCACUAGAUAAAUUAAGGUAAACACAGUGGGACCUCAAGGCCACGGUACAAAGAAAAACAAUUUGACAUGGAUUGUACAUGAAGAAGGGGACAGGUAAAAAAUUAACAAUGUAUUUAGUUAAGUGGUUUUAGUUGGUUCCAUUCUGAGUUUGAAAAUGCAGAUAGGACAGAUCCGAAAAAGUUUGUAAAUUUAUUUAUUUAUUUAUAUACGAGAAGAUACAUUGGGGGUUAACAGAGAACAUAAAAAUUAAGUCGAUUUAACAUUCUUGUAAAACCACUAGAAACCAAAACCAUUUCUUGCAAAAAUCUGUAGAUCAGGCAAUUGAAGGUUGAAAGUUGAGAUCCAAGAGCUGGAGCUCAGCCCCCAGCAAGCCCAAAUAGGCAUGUACAACUAGACACACAUGCUCCUGUGUACUACAAACACACGUAGCUAUGGUAAACGUCAAAAGUUCAAGAGGAUGCUGUGAGUAAAAUUCCAGCUGACUGUAGAUAAGUGACCUGACGAGCUGCAGAGAGAGCGGUGCUGCAUGAGCCGCCAGCCGCUAACAUACACCACACACGCAAUCACUCACACGCACGCACUCCGCUCCCCUACCUCCACAUGCCCUCACACACCAUCCUCACUAAGAUACCAAUUACUGCAUACGGUCCAAGAUCAGUCUUACUAGGGUGCUCAGUGGCACUGUGUGUUAUAUAAACCUAUUAUUAUUACUUCUAAACGAGAGCAGAAUUUAACUAAUUUGAGAAAGUGGUGAGGUAUGAGGUGCGAGCAGCGGAGAGCUGAAGAAGGCUGGCGGGAGGAGUGAACAACGCCAGGAUCACGCCUAAUGAACAACACACACACAGGUCCGUCGCUGGGGUACCCGUGCAAGGCCCGCCCCAGACCCAAGAGGACCCACAGGCCCACCAGAGUACGGUUAGCCCAGAGCGUCGUCCGGGACAGUCUACUUGACACUUUCUUCCCAUUGAAUCAAAAUCAACUUGAUGGUUGUGACGGACCCAGCUCCACUUCUACAAGUGGCUUUUGCAGCUUGGACGAGAGCUCGGAGGCACCAUCGACGACCUCGCCUUCACCAUUCCUGUUGGGCGAGGAACACUGUGUUGAGAAAGAACGCCAAGAAGUCGUUCUUGCUGGACCCUUUGAUGGAGAUGGUGGUGUUGGUGGUGAUGAUGGCGACGGUAAUAGUGAUGGUAACGGUUAUGCUCAGCUCUCGGAUGAUGACGCAGUGGGCAGGAAAAACGAGCGAGAAAGCGGUGCGGAGAGAACGACAAGUGUGGAGGGAGACGCAGAAAUAGAGCGAGGGAGUAUAACCAACGAAGAAAGAGAAGAGAACAAACUAGUCCAAGAUGUCAGAAAACAGGUCCCAGAAGAUGACGAAGUCAUGACCAGCAGGAGUACUAAUGUUCAAAGUCUGGCGUCGUUUUCGUCGGGACAUCUUCCCCUCUCCGUCCCCACCGUUAGUGCCACUGCUGAGGUAGAGUGCCAGGGGGAUGACAAGACUAAGUACCACCUACUUCUGGACUUCAGCGGCGGCACUUUAGAAAGCGACUCCUCUGCCGACAACGAGAAUCCUCCUGAUACGGCUGGGGACACUCUCUUCACCCUGAAGAGUUUUGCCGCUGAAGACGUUCAAUCGCCUUGUAGAAAUGUACAGGGUGACGAGGCCUCAACACUCGAGCAACACCCGGGUAACGAGGCCUCAACACUCGAGCAACACCCGGGUAACGAGGCCUCAACACUCGAGCAACACCCGGGUAACGAGGCCUCAACACUCGAGCAACACCCGGGUAACGAGACCUCUACACUAACGAGGUCGGUCAUUGCUAGAACUAAGACACUAAAAAAGUUAUUGAUGCAACAGAUAUUGGCGCGUGUUAAAACAUUCAAUGACACAUCGGAGGCGCUCAGAAAGGGGCCGAAUGACGACACAAUAACUAACAUCAAUUCGUUGAAUGAUGAAACAGUAGUACACGAAGUGACACAAAAUGAAGAUAAUGAAAUAAAUGAACAAACACAAAAAGAAGAUGGUUCAUUAAAUUUGAGAAUACCUCUCCUCAGGAAUUGCGAUCAGUAUUCAACACAACCUUAUGAAAGAAUUCUAAAGAAAUCCUCUCUGGAAACGUUAUCAGCAAGCCACCCGCCAUCUGAGGAUCCCACGGGAAACGGACAUCCAGAAAUUGACGGAGCCUCUCAAAGUACAAAUUCAGGGACUCGUCUCAGAAGCACUACAAAUUCUGCAGCCGGUGCUGUAACAUCAGCAGAGACCGUUACCAGCGGCAACGACUCGCAUGAUAUUGACAUGAACGACAAGGAUGCCACAGCACUGAGAAAUAGCAAACUGGUUGAUAAUAUCGAGUAUCGAGUAAAAUUUCGACAACAUAAUGAACGGAGAACUAAAGCCGGUCGUUUAGCCCCGCCAGCCAAGCCUCCCAGGAGUAGACACUCGAGCAAGACAGUCUCGUCUGUGACCUCCCUCACCACUGCGACCCGCCGAACGCUCCUGGACACCAGGCAAUUCACUCCCCAAGAGGCUCUGGCUCGCAUAUUUCAGGAUAGCCAGGAACUUAAGAAGUCAGAUGAAACGGUCACUAGACAAACUGAAGAGGAGAACCGACACCCAUUCCAGAAUGAAGAUUACAGAUUAGAUUUCAAUAAAAAUUCUGCCGAUGGUAUUACAUUAGGAGAUAGCAGUGGCAUGAGUACUAGUCUUCGAUGUAGUCCUGUCGUAUCUCAUGUUGCACAUACCUAUUACGAAGAUGAUAUAUGCAAUACUACAACAGAAACUGCCGACGGCCUGAGAGUUCUGCACAAGCCUCCCUUGCUGAGUGCAACCGACAACAACACGCUGCAUUCCCAUCGAAAUCGAAUUAAGUUUAGCAGAGCAGGGUUCGUCAGGAAGCGGGUGAAGGAACCUGCCUCCGGCUCCACGACCCAGACGACCCCCAGACCCCAGCCACAAGGCAGCGGAGACGGCGGCAGCUGCACACCCAACAAGCCGGCACGAACCAGCCUCCACUGCCUCACCUCCGGCAGCCUGGAGAAGGACCAGGAACCAUGCCCGGACCACGGCGCGGCGCUCAACUUCUACUGCGUCAAGUGCCGGGUGGUGGUGUGUCGGGACUGCACGGUGGUGGCCCACCAGCAGCAGGAGGCCCACAGAGUCCUCGACACCCCAGAUUCCCUUGCCACCCUACGCACCGAGGCCGUCACGCUCCUGCGUCAUUAUACGCUUCUCAAGUCCCUCCACGAUACGCUCACGCAAGUUUAUUCCAAGUACAUCUCGUACUCUACGCAGACAACUGUGAACGAAGCCAUCUUCUCCAGCCUACGCUUGAAGGACUGUUCGUCCCUGGCGGAGGUGGUGCAGGAGGUGGAGGAAGUGGUGGCAUCCGGCCGGAACCUGAGAAGGAUUCGUCAACAGCUGCAGGAGUGGGAGAAGCACCAGCAUGACUGGGACGACCUCGUCUUCCUCUCCUUACGCUGUUCACUCCUCGCCAAUCUCGCCACAGCCACGGACAAAGUCUACCUCAGGAUGGGGGACUGGGUAAUGCCAACACCGUGGGUUCACCUGAUCCACCUUCUCCAGCCCUACCUGUCGGAGAGUCCGCUCCGCAGCCGGGACGUCCUUCAGGUCUCCCCGUCAGCCAGGAAGCGGAGCCCGAGCCCAGGUAAAGGGAGACCUUGUGGGGGCGCGACGGAGGAGCCCUUCCCCCACAACGCCCGCCACGCCGUCCUCUCCACCCUCGUCCCCUACAUCAUCUUCAACCCGGACAUCAGAUACUUCAUCCAAGUGAGUGACCACGAGCACCUGGACAUGACUAUGAUCAUGGUGCCGGCUGAAGACCAUAUAAGAGAGUACCUGAAGCGCCGGCGUCGCGUCGCCACCAUGUCUCCGGCUACACUACGUCAAAAAGGCUUCGCUCCCUGUGAAGACACAUUUACACUGGUGGAGAAGCAGCUGAUGAUGGGUGGGAAGUACAGGACACGCCUCGUGGCUUCCUACUCAACAGUCGGCGCUUCUGGGACACCGUCCGCCCAGUUGGCAGUGAAAGUUAGCUUCCCCGGUGUGCAGGUGGUGGACGGAGGGUACGGGCUCCCACCUGCUACAGGCGGAGUGAAGCGAGGGGACGUGAUAGUGAAUUAUGACUCUAGCGGGCGUCCUAACCUGUGUGUGGCAGUGAGAGACGUGGGGGACAUCCCUGCCCUCCGCCUUGGUCGCGUCAUACUGGGCUUGGACGGCCUCACCUGCAUGGUGGAGGCCGAGGACACAAGGAAAACAGAAAAUACUAGCUUGCGAGCCAAGUUCAUGGCGACUGUGAGACGAGAAGAGGAAGCUGUGUAUCAAGUCACAAUUGGGAUGGAUCUUUAACAGUUUUAUUUGGUCGUCUUCAAUGCAAUGACCUUUCACUUUAAUAAAAUUGUACAUUGCUUGCACUAUCUAGUUGGAAUAAAAUGUCAGUGAUCUAGGUUUUUCGUCCGAGGGGGGAGGGCAGUUUGGGACUGGAUAAGUUCUUAAUAACUAUGCAGACUACAUCUACAAAUUCUAAGCUAGCGGUUGUCUCUACAAAUCAAAAAUCAUUCUGGUUAAAAAGUAUUAAACAAAUGUGCGCAUAUUUCA